Molecule: messenger RNA, 885 nt
Organism: Vombatus ursinus (common wombat)
Lineage: Eukaryota; Metazoa; Chordata; Mammalia; Diprotodontia; Vombatidae
Product: olfactory receptor 1361-like
Biological process (GO): G protein-coupled receptor signaling pathway
Cellular component (GO): membrane
Molecular function (GO): G protein-coupled receptor activity; olfactory receptor activity
Source: RefSeq, a predicted model, not a curated record
AUGGGGAAUCAAACAGGGGUCUUGGAUUUUCUCCUUUUGGGUCUAUCUGACCAACCAGAGCAGCAACAACUCCUCUUCAGACUGUUUCUGGGCAUGGGGAACCUGCUCACCAUCCUGGCAAUUUGUUUUGAUUCCCAUCUCUACACCCCUAUGUACUUCUUCCUCACCAACCUAUCUUUCAUUGAUCUCUGUUUUACCUCCACCACAGUUCCCAAGAUGCUGAUAAAUUAUCUGUUAGGGAGUAAUGCCAUCUCCUAUGCAGAAUGCCUGGCUCAGAUGUAUUUCUAUAUUGCCUUUGGUGCUUCAGAUAGCAUCCUCCUCUCUUCCAUGGCCUAUGACCGCUACCUCGCUGUCUGUCACCCUUUACACAUGACCUCACAGUUUUGUGCCCUGUUGGUGACUGUGCCUUGGAUUUCUGCUCACCUCAUUUCAAUGGUACAUGACAUAUUGAUAGCUCAACUAUCUUUCUGUACAAAUAAUCAAAUUCCUCACUUCUUCUGCGACAUAAAUGUUUUGAUAAAAAUCUCAUGUUCUGAUGCCCAUGUCAAUGAAAUGUUUGUUCUUUUUUUGGGUGGACCAGUAGGUUUAAUUCCCUUCAUAUGCAUUGUAGUCUCCAUGUGGAAGGUCCCAUCAGCUCAUGGGAAAUUGAAGGGUUUCUCUACUUGUGGCACCCACUUGUCUGUGGCCUCUCUUUUUUAUGACACUAUCAUUGGUGUGUAUUUCAAGCCCUUCUCUAUUCACACAGCCCAGAAAGACAUGAUAGCAACUGUGAUGUAUACAGUGAUCACCCCUACACUGAACCCUUUCAUCUAUAGCCUUUGGAACAAGGACUUGAAAAGAGCCCUGGGGAAGCUUCUUGGUUUGCAAUGUUUCUCCAAGGGAUGA